AUGCAGAAAGAACACAAAGAUUAUCUUCAGCGUAACUUCGUGAAAUUGGACAGAGAAACACCGGUGGAUGUUAUAAUAGAUCAUCUGUACCAGAGCGGAAUACUUACUGAUGAAUUGAAGGAAGAUAUUUUACAACAGACAAAUUCGUAUUCCAGAACUAGACAAUUAAUAUCCAUCAUUCAGAGAAGAGGUUCAGAAGCAUUCGAUUGUUUUUGCACUGCACUGGCUAUGGAGGGAAAAUCAAACAUGAUAGAAUAUAUCCAACAGCUAGACGUGAGACAGCGUUGGAAGAUUCCUGAUUCAAGUCAAAUCGUCCCAACAAAGAAAGGUAUUUCUUUAACAUACGAUAAGUGGGAAGCUCUUAAAGGAACAUUUACUGAAGUCAGACAGGUUGUACCAGAAUUCGAAGACAUUGUUCCUUGUAUCUUAGGCGAAGAUCAUCAAUUACAGAUGAAAAUCAGGAGGAAACACAGGUCUAGUCCUUCGUCGGGAUUUCACGAAGAUAAUUAG
Messenger RNA from Mytilus californianus (California mussel), 510 nucleotides. RefSeq lists its product as uncharacterized. The record is from RefSeq and is a predicted model, not a curated record. Gene Ontology annotation, molecular function: death domain binding; protease binding; DNA binding. The coding region runs from base 1 to 510 and encodes 169 amino acids. The transcript has 3 exons. Lineage: Eukaryota; Metazoa; Mollusca; Bivalvia; Mytilida; Mytilidae. Gene Ontology annotation, biological process: regulation of DNA-templated transcription; regulation of apoptotic process.